Messenger RNA from Pestalotiopsis fici W106-1, 1596 nucleotides. RefSeq lists its product as uncharacterized. Gene Ontology annotation, molecular function: transmembrane transporter activity. The transcript is spliced from 4 exons. Gene Ontology annotation, biological process: transmembrane transport. Bases 1 to 1596 code for a protein of 531 amino acids. NCBI's taxonomy places the organism in Eukaryota, Fungi, Ascomycota, Sordariomycetes, Amphisphaeriales, Sporocadaceae. The record is from RefSeq and is a predicted model, not a curated record.
AUGACCCUCGUAGGGAAUUUGCGGCAAUUCAUUUCAGGGACAAGGAAAGAUGCUUCGUCCAAGCCUCCGAUUCUGCUAUCCUGGCGGUCAUCAAAGUUCUUCAUCGUGACCACCGUCUGUUUGGCUUUAUUCACUGAUAUAUUCUAUUAUGCUUUGAUUGUACCCGUGAUCCCCUUCUCUCUGACUGUUCAAGUUGGUAUCGCCGAGGAACAAGUCCAAUCAUGGACCUCUAUUCUACUGGCAUGCUAUAGUGCUGCCCUAUUUGUGAGUAGUCCAUUAGCGGGUAUCUAUGCCGACCACACUUCCUCGAGAAGAUGGCCCUUACUCCUGGGACUUCUGGCUCUGGCCGCAUCAACCUUGCUGCUCUGCUUCGGGACCAGUAUCGGCCUCCUGGUCCUGGGCAGGUUGCUACAGGGUCUGAGUGCUGGUAUUGUCUGGAGCGUCGGCUGUGCGCUUCUAGUUGAUACCAUGGAAGAUGCUGUUGGUAUGGCCAUGGGCUAUGUGGCCACCUCCAUGUCCGUUGCAUUACUGAUUGCACCGACUGUCGGCGGUGCUGUAUAUGCAGCAGCUGGAUACUAUGCUGUUUACUAUAUCGCAUUUGGCGUUGUGCUUGUUGAUAUUUUGCUACGACUUCUCAUGAUAGAGAAAAAGGUGGCAAAGCAAUGGUUGGCACCAGUAGUCUCUGAGAGUACCCCAAAUGCUGGAACGGACGUCGAGAAAACAGCGGCUACUGCUUCUCAAAGAGGAAAUCAAGAGGACCAUCAGGCGCCAGCUGACACACGGCUCAUUCCUGCGCAAGCAAACAUGGCCACAGGGGCGCUUCCGGAUUCUGCAGAUCAGAGCGGUGCCUUGGCACGCCAUGCCACGGGCUCUGAACGCUCGUACUUGAGAUCAAAGCCGAUUUGGGUGCUCUUGAAGUCACCUCGACUGCUUGCCGCCCUAUAUGCUAUUCUAGUCCAAGCAGGCAUCAUGAUGGGCUUUGACGCUGUUCUUGCACUGUUUGUGCAGUCGACAUUUCACUGGAAUUCUAUAGCGGCAGGUCUCAUGUUUAUCGCCAUCUUUUUACCCGGCUUCAUCUCACCACUGGUCGGCUGGCUGGCUGACAAAUACGGGGCCAAAUGGCUGUCUUUUGCUGGAUACGUGGCCACGAUCCCACCCGUCAUCUGCCUACGAUUUGUCACAGAGGACACGAUUGGACACAAGGUCCUGCUGACUGUCCUGCUUGCGAUUAUAGGUGUUUCCCUGUCUUUCAGCAAUACGCCCUUGAUGGCAGAGAUCACAUAUGUGAUCAUGGAAAAGGCCGAGGCUAACCCAGGCAUAUUUGGAGAGAAAGGCGCGUACGGCAUAGGCUACGGGCUCUUCACCAUGGCCUUUGCCGCGGGGGGUGUGGUUGGGCCGCUAUGGGCAGGAUAUGUCAACGACAAUGCUGGUUGGGGUACGGCGAUGUGGUCACUUGGUGUCUGGGCAGCAUCCGGUGCGGCGGUCGUGGUCAUUUGGCUGGGCAGCAAAUCGCCGCAGAAGCAAGAUAACAGACCACCAGCCGCCGCGGAAGGAGGACGCGAGGCUACUGCCCCUCCUGUUGUAGAAGGAGUAUGA